GCGCAAGUGAAUCAUAUAUUAAAAAAAUCUGGUAUUCAACCGACAAAUAUUCCUCCUUGUGAAGUUGAACUAGACUCAAAUGAUGUAAGGAAACAAAAAAUGAUGAGAAAAGUAAAGCAGGCGACGAUAAAACAUUUAAACAGUAUUGGAGUGCAUAUACCAUCUACUGAAGCCACAGAUGAAUUCGACGAGCCCUCGAUGUGUAACCAAAAUGACGUCAGUUUUGCUGUGAAACAACUAUUAAUGAAAUACUUGCCCAAUGAUCAAUUAACUAGAGUAGCGCACAAUAAACAGGGUUAUCAAAAUGUGAAACAAUCAGCAAAUAUAAAAAGAAGGCCAGAGUUUUCUAUCGCUACCGUCCAGUAUAUGCAAAAGUACAAUCUUUUGAAUGAAAAACCCGAAGCAGUUUCUGCACCAAUUCACAUUCUUGAACCGAAGCCACACUUUGAUCGAAUUUUAGACGUGACUGCUAUUAAAAAGCAACCAAAACUGCUAUAAAUUAGUGCUGAAUUUAAUUUUAUUGACAUUUUAGAUUAUUUGUAUACAAUGGUUUUAUUGAACUGUUUCCAUUAAAGUUGCUAUUUUCAAUUUGCA
This is a messenger RNA of Photinus pyralis (common eastern firefly), 594 nucleotides long. RefSeq lists its product as uncharacterized. The transcript is spliced from 3 exons. The coding region runs from base 100 to 498 and encodes 132 amino acids. The record is from RefSeq and is a predicted model, not a curated record. Lineage: Eukaryota; Metazoa; Arthropoda; Insecta; Coleoptera; Lampyridae.